Messenger RNA from Endocarpon pusillum Z07020, 921 nucleotides. RefSeq lists its product as uncharacterized. The transcript is spliced from 9 exons. Bases 1 to 921 code for a protein of 306 amino acids. The record is from RefSeq and is a predicted model, not a curated record. NCBI's taxonomy places the organism in Eukaryota, Fungi, Ascomycota, Eurotiomycetes, Verrucariales, Verrucariaceae. Gene Ontology annotation, molecular function: oxidoreductase activity.
AUGGCCGUAGUCAACCCUCUUUCAGCUGCUUCUUUAUUCUCCCUAAAAGAUUGGGUUGUUCUCGUGACCGGCGGUGGUACAGGAAUGGGUUUGAUGUUAACCCAGACUUUGGCCACCAAUGGAUGCAAAGUCUACAUCACCGGCCGCCGCGUUGAGGUUCUGGAAACAACCGCCCGCAUCCAUGGGUCCCCUGGCAAGCUCGGACCGCAAGGCGGAAGUAUUGUCCCGAUUGUCAUGGAUGUAACGUCCAAGGAGAGCAUCAAGGGGGUCGUGGAUCACAUCACGAAGACUGAGGGCUAUCUUAAUCUGCUCGUAAACAAUGCCGGCGUUUGGACCACGAGACCAAGUGUAGAUCCGGAGGCUGGACCAGAGGCAUUCGGGAAGGCUAUGUUUGAUGAGAGCAUCGACGCUUGGCAGAAGGCCUUCCUCACAAAUGCCACAUCGCUUUACUUCGUGACGGCGGCGUUCCUGCCGCUUCUCGCCAAAUCAGUUUCCAGCCCCACCGGCAAGAUGGGCAGCGUGAUUAACAACACGUCUAUUAGCGGUUUCCUUAGGAUGUCCCAGAAUUCUCAGUUAGCGUACAAUGCGAGUAAGGCUGCUGCUGUGCAUAUAACCCGGCAGCUGGCCUAUGAUUUGAGUCAUAAGAACAUCAAGGUCCGUGUCAACGGUAUCGCUCCUGGAUGGUUCCCCUCUGAGAUGACGACGGGUGGUUCCGAUGAUAAUAACGAGAGCACACCGCAGGAAGACGCACCGUUCCAGCAGUGGAUGGAGCACAUAGGGGCGAGGGUGCCCCCUGGACGCAUGGGCAACGUGAAAGACUUGGCAACCUCUCUUCUUACUCUUGCCACCAACGAGUACAUGUGGGGGACGAUAUUCAUUAUCGACGGUGGAAUCGCCCAAAGCAUGGCAGGUAACAUGUAA